Messenger RNA from Ctenocephalides felis (cat flea), 756 nucleotides. RefSeq lists its product as uncharacterized. The transcript is spliced from 7 exons. Lineage: Eukaryota; Metazoa; Arthropoda; Insecta; Siphonaptera; Pulicidae. The record is from RefSeq and is a predicted model, not a curated record. Bases 1 to 756 code for a protein of 251 amino acids.
AUGGGUAAUAAAGGUACCCAUAAUAAAGCUGAUUUUAUGAAGAGUUGCACCUUGAAAGCACCUGACUUCAAAAAGUGUAAUCUCGAAUCUAUACAAGGGCUGUUCAGCAAACUUGCUACAGGGAUUGCUGAGAUUGAUGUUCCUGCUGCAGACCCUUUGCAUAUUGAUAAGUUACGUAUUUUGCAGGGACAAGGACCAGUCAGCGUUAAUGCAAGUUUGGAAAAUGUGGUCAUAACUGGAUUUUCUAAAACCAAAAUUGUUGAAAAUAGAGUGAAUCUGAAGAAUUUUCACUUUUACACUUUAAUGAAAAUCCCCAAGUUGCGAAUUGAAGGUACAUAUGACCUAAAGGGCCGAAUUCUGUUGGUGCCGCUCAUUGGCAAUGGAAAAUGCUGGUUUGAACCAACCGAUCUUGAUAUUGAAAUGCGAAACGAAGUAAAUAUCUACAAAAGGGACAAUUACCACUUUUUCAACGUGACUGCAUCUAAAGUACGUUUCAAUGUAGGAGGUUUGACUUUGAAUUUGAACAAUUUAUUUGAUGGACUCAAAGCAUUAGAACAAAGUACCAACGCCUAUUUGAACGCCAAUUGGCGUCCAGUAUCGGAGAGUUUGCGUCCAAUUUUGUCACAAGCUAUUGAAGACAUAUUGGUAGUGCUAGCAAGACAAGUUUUCCACGGAGUACCGGCAGAAUUUUUCUUUGAUGACUUUGAAGAUUAUUUGACACCAAAUUUAUUGGUCAGUCAGUAUAAGGAACGAUAA